AUGGAAGUUGAAUCACUUGAAAACAUUAAAAAAAGAAUUGCCGAAAAGGACGAGGAAAUCAAAAAAUUAUGGGAAGAAUUGCGGGCUGAAAAAGAGAAACCUCGUGAAGAAAUUAUUGCUGAACUAAAGGGCAUAAAACGCACUACCGGCCAACAUCCGGGUGGUCUCUUGAUUACUUUGCCAGACACGGACAUCCAAAAAUAUACUCCCUUGAAUUAUCCAGCCGAUAACCGCCAUUUUUUGUCGGAAAUAUUUCUCAAAGUUGAUAUUUUGGGCCACGACGAACCGACCGUUCUACAAAAAUUAUUUCAAUUGACUGGUGUUGACCCCAGCAAAAUUUCUUUUCAUGAUGAAAAAAUAAUGUCAUUAUUCACCAGUGCUGAUACUUUGGGAAUACCCGAAUUUGGCACCGAUUUUGUCAAAAGAAAUUUGUUAACUCCUCUCAAACCCACUAAAUUUUCCCAAUUGGUCCAAAUCUCUGGCUUCUCACACGGAACGAAUGUUUGA
This is a messenger RNA of Racocetra fulgida, 507 nucleotides long. The record is from the annotation of a GenBank genome assembly. NCBI's taxonomy places the organism in Eukaryota, Fungi, Glomeromycota, Glomeromycetes, Diversisporales, Gigasporaceae.